AUGUUUCAGUUCGUUUCGGAUAAUUACAAUACGUCGACUCAAGCAGAAUUUCCGUUUUCGGUUGAUAGUGAAGCACAACUUUCUUCGAUUCAAGGAGUUUAUACUGGAACGCGUAGUGAAUCCGUUCAAUGUAUAUUUGGAAGUCGACAACAGCUUGUACUUACAUUUAAAUCGAGUGCUGAUGCCCGUUUUCUCUAUAAUAAAUGGCUUGUAUCAGGUGCUAAAUUUGUUAAUGGUGGUCCAGUGUGGGAUUGUCGUAAUGUAACAACACAAGAAACAAUAAUCAUAUUUCAACGCAUAUCAACAUUUCGAAUAAAAAAUAUACAAGUAUUUAUCGAAACUUACAAGGAUACAAAUAUAAGUCCACUCAUAUGCUUUACCAAUAUUUCGAUGUACUUGACGUGGGAACAGGGUAGUGCAACAACCGGAAGAAAAACGACAUCACCACCCCCACGACAAACAAAAGUUCCAGUGGCUAACUUGAAAUCCCUUCGUAGUUCGUGGAGUUUCGAUCCACAAAGACCUCUCGGUGAUGAAAUCUUUUAUACUGGGCAAACCAUCGAAGUGAGUUGGUCAUAUUCGAAUAUGGAUCCAAAGACUAGUCUUGAAAUCGUACUUUACCGAAAACAGCUCUUAUUCGAUGCUGAAAUAAAUAAAAUAACUACACAAAUGAAUGUCCUUCAAUUAUCUUUUGUCAUUCCUGCUACUUUGGAAGCAUCAUCCAAUAAUCAAUAUUACUUCAAAUUUCGUUUUUCCCGCUUUUUGAUAUCUUAUUGGAAAUCUAGUGCUCUCUUCUAUAUUCCGACGCUGCCAUCGAUCAUUCCCAGAGAACCACCCGGAAUCAACGAAGUGUUUUAUCCAGGCGAUAUAGUACCAUUAUCAUGGCAGAAUGUGAAUUUUGUAGCAGCAUCACAAAUUACGGUACACUUUCGUCGAGCACGACCCAUAAUACCAGAUGCCACCUUAGCUACUUUCACUGUGUUGGCUACAGCCAAUGCUUAUAAUUUUACAAUUCCGACUUCCUUAGAUCGAGCUGAUAAUGAUAAAUAUUACUACUUCGAAUUCGACUAUUGUACAGCAAAAAGUAAUCAAUUUUCAAUUCCAACACAUGCAAUCGGAUCAUGGAAUUAUGAUGAACAACAAAGUCAAGCACUAGCAUCGAAAACGCUCUACUCGGCUUCAUGCAAUACUAUGUGUCCAACACGUGACAUAGAAUUGCUCUAUAUAUGCCAGAUGUGUGGUAAAGGACGAUCCAUCGGCAUGCAGGUGAAUUGUACAAAUUGUUGGGCUACGUUCGAUUACAGUAUUGUUCAAAUAGAAAUCGAACGCAAAGAUAAUUCACCAGCAUUAGAUAAAAUAGUAGUGCGCAUGAAUUCUCAUGUUUCCGUUAAUCUUGAUUUCUCUAUUCGGGCCGAUUAUCAACAUAGUUUUGAUGGUUGGUUACCUCUACCAUCUAUUCCAAUCGGUCCAUCCAUCCAAGUUUCUAUUGGUUCGCUUAGUUUUGGUGUAGGACUGUUUUUUGCUCCGUCCAUAUCGUAG
Molecule: messenger RNA, 1539 nt
Organism: Rotaria sp. Silwood1
Lineage: Eukaryota; Metazoa; Rotifera; Eurotatoria; Philodinida; Philodinidae
Source: the annotation of a GenBank genome assembly